Molecule: messenger RNA, 735 nt
Organism: [Torrubiella] hemipterigena
Lineage: Eukaryota; Fungi; Ascomycota; Sordariomycetes; Hypocreales; Clavicipitaceae
Source: the annotation of a GenBank genome assembly
AUGGCAUCCAACGUUUAUGAGGGUUACGACACUUGGGCAAAGGAAGUGAGCCUCCCGUCCAGGAAUGCUACCAUUGCUACCCAAUUCCUCCAAACAGCCCCUGCGUCCAGAAAAGGGAAACUAGAGCCGUUGUUCCCCAAAGUGGCUAACGACCAAGUCAACUUCCGUCUUGUUCAGCCAAACUACAUCGCCGUCGGCUACUACUACAACCAGGGUGACCCUGCGGUACAAGAGAUAGCACGUCAUUGUUACAUCAGCCCUUAUGUAGACGACUGCUUGGGACAAUGGCUGUUUAAUUUUAUACUCAGGGCUCUUGGGUACUUCAACGGCAGAGAUGCGAACUUGUCACUUGUCGCCUAUAGUACCGACGCCUCCACCAAGUGCAAUUAUAUCAGUGGUGACUAUGGUCAGGGGCCAAACAAGAGGACAUGUCCUGAUAAUUCCACCAUCAGCACUGCCAACCCUUUUAUUGAUUCCACUAUGGGUAUCAAAGCUCAGGCCAAGAAUUCCCCUUGCCGUCGGAACUUGACUGACGAGCAAAUGAGAGAGUUGGCUUUCCUUAUGGACCAAGUCAAUGCGAUGACUUAUACAGCGCUUGCAGCGCAAGUGCAAACGUCCCUUAUAGACGCCCACCAGAAUGUUAUGAUAAGGGCACGCCAUACAUUGGAGUCCGCUCGUACCGACACGUGCCCAGAAGAAGUGACAGGAAACGGGUGCAAGUCGACUGUGGAAUAA